AUUUAAUAUUUUUUUUUUUGAAUUAUUAAAAUUUUAUUUUAGAAUCAUUACCGCUGUGGUCUAGUUAGUACAGUGCCCAAAUUUUGUAGUAGUAGCAAGCGUACAACUUUACAAGAAAAUUAUUUCAACUGAACUUAUUUGUGUUGUACGAAAUUAUGAAUUACCACAUUGAAAGGCCAACUUCCAGAGUAAUCCGUCCUCCAGGAGGAGGCUCAAGCAAUAUUUUUGGUUCUACCAACCCAGAGCCAGAUAAUUUGAAACCAUCCGAUAACCCAAAUUACACCAGUACAGUUUUUGAUCACUGCUCUAAAGGUGUAGAAUCUGGUACUACCAAAAGUGUUGUAAGAAGAGACCCGAUAACUGGUGAAGUGAUUGAUGAUGGUAGCAACGUAAAACAAACAAAACAAGAAGAAAAUGAUGAAAAAGAAAUUGAAACAAAAACAUCAUCAUUUGAUGACAAAGAAAAUUCAAGUGUAUCCGACCAUGAGCCACAUUUGGGUCCUAUUCGUAGUACAUCGGGUGUGCGGUGUGCACAACCCCCCGGUGGGCGGUCCUCUAUUACUUUUGGUUAAGUUAAAAUAGAAAAUUCAAAUUUUUGAACUAAAACGCAACAUUGAAAUUCUGAUAAUUCAUGACUUUCUUUUUAUAGUGCUGCUUGGUGCUUCUAUUAUUUAAUGUAUGUAUAUAUCAGUGUAUGAAUCAAUAAUCAAAAUGAACAUAAAUAAAGUUCUAAUUAUAUUAGCAUAAAAUUGCCAGACAUAAUGUAUUAAUUAUAAAAAUUACUAUUAAAACCAACAGCGUGUAA
Messenger RNA from Ciona intestinalis (vase tunicate), 805 nucleotides. The record is from RefSeq and is a predicted model, not a curated record. Lineage: Eukaryota; Metazoa; Chordata; Ascidiacea; Phlebobranchia; Cionidae.